Lagenorhynchus albirostris (white-beaked dolphin) is the source of this 525-nucleotide messenger RNA. RefSeq names its product ribosomal protein L30 (gene RPL30). Bases 126 to 473 code for a protein of 115 amino acids. NCBI's taxonomy places the organism in Eukaryota, Metazoa, Chordata, Mammalia, Artiodactyla, Delphinidae. Gene Ontology annotation, molecular function: RNA binding; structural constituent of ribosome. Gene Ontology annotation, cellular component: cytosolic large ribosomal subunit. The transcript has 5 exons. The record is from RefSeq and is a predicted model, not a curated record.
UCCGGUCACGGGGUCUCAGCCCUGACGUGAAGAGCUUGGCAUUGUGGGAUUUCCUUCCUUUCUCGCUCUCCGGCCAUCUUGGCGGCUGUAGUGGGCUGGGGGCGUCUCGCGCCUAAGGCAGGAAGAUGGUGGCCGCAAAGAAGACGAAAAAGUCACUGGAGUCGAUCAACUCUAGGCUCCAACUGGUUAUGAAAAGUGGAAAGUACGUGCUGGGGUACAAGCAGACUCUGAAAAUGAUCCGACACGGCAAAGCGAAACUGGUCAUCCUCGCCAACAACUGCCCAGCCUUGAGGAAAUCUGAAAUAGAGUAUUAUGCCAUGUUGGCCAAAACUGGUGUCCAUCACUACAGUGGCAAUAAUAUUGAAUUGGGCACAGCGUGUGGAAAAUACUACAGAGUAUGCACACUUGCUAUCAUUGAUCCAGGUGAUUCUGAUAUCAUUAGAAGCAUGCCAGAACAGACUGGUGAAAAGUAAAUCAUGCACAAUUUUUCUUUAAUAAAACUGGCCAGAGCUUGUUUUAAAAAUA